Molecule: messenger RNA, 1878 nt
Organism: Protopterus annectens (West African lungfish)
Lineage: Eukaryota; Metazoa; Chordata; Ceratodontiformes; Protopteridae
Gene: UNC93A
Product: unc-93 homolog A
Exons: 8
Coding region: 302-1678 (458 amino acids)
Source: RefSeq, a predicted model, not a curated record
AGACACAAAUGCCUGACUGACUUACCUUUAUCUUUGAAAAUAUAAUCAUUGUCCUUUCUGUAGUGCUGCAAAAAUGAAACACAAUAGCCUUUCUGGCAAAGUUUGCUGUCUUGCAGUAGUGGUUGCAAUGCCUUUAAUGUUUGUUUAGACUAAGGCUCUUCUGAUGGACAUAUUCUGCCCUGCAGAUACUGAGUGAAUGAUUACUGCUGCUUCUACAUUUUAUUUUAUAGUUUUAUUUUUACGACUUUCCUAAGAAGAAGAAAACAAAAAGUUGACUUUUACAGCGUGAUAACUUAGAAAAAUGGGAAGUAACUUAAAAAAUGUCAUCAUUGUAUCCAUGGGAUUUUUGCUUCUUUUUACUGCUUUCCAAGGACUUCAGAAUUUGCAGAGUAGUCUUAAUUCAGAUGAAGGCCUGGGUGUCGCUUCUUUAAGUGUAAUCUAUGGAACAAUCAUUCUUUCUUCAAUGUUCCUGCCACAAAUUCUCAUAAAGAAUCUGGGCUGCAAGUGGACGAUUGUUAGCGCCAUGGUCUGCUAUGUUGUAUACUUUGUGGGAAAUUUCUACGCAAGCUGGUAUACACUGAUGCCAACAUCUGUGAUACUGGGUUUUGGAGGUGCUCCACUCUGGGCUGCAAAGUGUACCUACCUUACAGUUAGUGGAAACUUAGAGGCAGAAAAGACAAAUAAACUUGGACAAGAUAUUGUCAACCAUUAUUUUGGAAUAUUCUUCCUCUUUUUCCAGUCUGCAAGUGUCUGGGGAAAUCUAAUUUCUUCACUGAUUUUUGCACAGUCUCCUGAAAUAGCUAAUUUCACAGAAGAUGCCUUACAGUUUUGUGGAGCAAGUGACUGCCCAGAUAACACCAUGCAGUCUGACAAUGCUACAUCCAGUCGACCACCUCCAGAGCUGAUAAACAUCCUUCUAGGAGUUUACACUGGUGCCGGAGUGCUGGCUGUACUUUUGGUUGCUAUAUUCCUGGAACAGGUGGAUCUCAAUGAAGUUCGAGAAUUCAGAGACAACAGACCAUCAUUUUGGACAACAUUUUUAGCUACAUUUAGACAUCUCAGAGACAAGCGUCAGUGUCUACUUAUUUUUCUCACUAUGUACAGUGGAUUUGAACAGAGUUUCAUAGCAGGUGAAUAUACUAAGUCUUAUGUGACCUGCGCCCUUGGAAUUCAGUUUGUUGGUUUCGUAAUGAUUUGUUUUGGUGCUGCUAAUGCACUCUGCUCCAUCUUGUUUGGGAAGCUGUCUAAGUACGUUGGAAGAAUAGCCCUGUUUGUACUAGCAACUGCUUUAAACGCUGCCUGCAUUAUAGCACUGCUGCUCUGGAAACCUCAUCCUCAUCAGUUUGCUGUGUUUUUUGUUUUUCCUGCUCUCUGGGGAAUGGCUGAUGCUGUUUGGCAAACACAAAUCAAUGCACUAUAUGGUGUUUUAUUUGUCAAGAACAAGGAGGCAGCAUUUGCUAAUUAUCGCCUUUGGGAGUCCCUGGGCUUUGUUAUAGCAUUUGGAUACAGUACGUUCUUGUGUGUUUCAAUCAAAGAGUACCUUGUGCUAGCUGUGCUAGUUAUUGGAAUCGCACUGUACGGAAUAGUUGAAUAUAUGGAACGCAAUCAUCAGACGAAACAUUGCCUUGAUGGAAGUGAUAAAAAUAAUUAUAUCAAAAAGGCUGAGACACAGUUUUAAAAUUUAACAGCUAAAAGAAAAACUACUGAAAUACUGCAUACGUUUAAUAUCGGAUGCACAAAUAUUUUAAAUGACAUUUACCAUUACAGUGUGACAACUGCUGAUGUAGUUUGGUUAUAGAAAUAAACUAGAAGAACACUGCAGUUCUUUUCUGCUGUAGUGUGUAAUUAAAUAUUUAACAUAACAGUGGGGUCAAAUGA